AUGACAUUAUCGGUGAAGAAAGUUGCCAUAAUCGGUGCCGGAGCAGGUGGAUUGGUUACAUUGAAUGAGCUAUUACACACUGCUAGUGACGGAUCUUCGACUAUUGAUAAGGAAAGAGACCGCCAUCCACUGCCGGCUAAUGGAGCAUUUUCAGAGAUAACAGUUUUCGAACAAAAUAACUCGAUCGGGGGUGUUUGGAAUUAUAGCAAAGAGAAAGACGAGGCAUUUCCUUCCGGGGUAAACGAAUACUACAGGCCUUCAGAGGUCAGGCCAACAAGAUGUCCACCAGCAAGUUUGGAUUCGACGUCUAAGGAGUCUCCAAUUGAGUCCAAGCCAGUGCAAGGCCUAAGGUGGAACAAAAGCGGCAUUUAUGAUGGUCUCUUUACUAAUAUUCCGGGUGAAUUAAUGAGAUUUACCUCGGGUCCACCAUCUGGUAGUGAGAAAGAUGGAGUAUAUGCACCUUUUGUCACGCACGAUCAUGUGCUUCGUUACUUGGAGAGUUUUGCAAAAAUCAACGAUUUAGAGAAAUAUAUACAAUUCAACACCUCCGUUGAAAAAGUCUACAAAGACCCAGUGACUGAAAAAUGGAUCUUGCAGGUGGUGGAAAGCAAGGAUAACGUUGAUAAGUGGUAUCAAGAAACUUUCGAUGCCGUUGUCGUUGCCGUAGGAAAAUUCAAUAUCCCUCACUUCCCAAAAAUAGAGGGCUUACGCGACUUUGCAACGAAGCAUAAUAAUGUUAGUCAUGCCAAGUCUUACAGAAAUCCAUCCGAUCUUAAGAAUAAAAAAGUGCUGAUUGUUGGAAGUAGCAUCAGUGCCGUCGAUAUUCUACAAUAUCUUAUACCUGUCUGCAAAGAAGUGCAUGUAUCAACCAACACAAUUCCAGGCCAAGCAUUAAAGAAUAAUGAAGCCGGUAAAAAGUGGAUCUCUGACGUGCUGACCGACCCUACUUUCCAGAUACGCCUUCACCCAAAAAUUAAACAGUUUCUGGAAGACUCAGUUGAGUUUAUCGAUGGUCAAGUGGAAAGCUUUGACCACAUCAUUUUGGCAACAGGUUACCAUACACACUACCCGUUCCUUAGUAUACCUGAAAAUGAAGGAAAGGACUAUGUCAAGGUGAGUACCGAUGGUGAAGAAGCCACUCAGCACAACAAUGUUAGAAAUUUGUAUCUAUACACUUUUUCCAUUGGUGACCCUACGCUCUGUCACAUCGGAAUCCCAAGAACGCCAUUGUUUUUUCUCAUUAGCGAGGUGAGUGCAGUAGCGAUUGCAGGGGUCUGGUCCAAUGCUAAUAGUCUUCCUUCCAAAGAGGAACAAAAGCAGUGGGUCGUAGAUGCUUUUGCACUUCAAACAGCAGGAAUUAAAAGAGUGACAUCUGAUGCAGCGACAGAGCUUUAUAAUAAGAUUCACAGUCUGGGACCCCGGGGAAGAUACAACUUCUUUGAAUCCAAUGUCAUUGAUGAUCCAGAGGAUGCCAAGAUUGUACUUAAAGACCUGUUCUACAAAAUAGCUAGAGGUGAAAUUGAAAUUUGAUUACCUAACAACAUCGGCUACCCUAAAGUCAAAUCCUUCGUUUGCCGGUGUACUCAAAAAUUCUAAAAGUCCAUCUGUGCUGAUGUUGAACAUGCUCAAUGGGUCGUAAAAGUUCUGUUCAAUUUGCAACAUGCUACCCCAGUCAUCACAUUCUCUAUUUAGAAAGCUCUCUAGGUCUUGCAAGAGUGAAUCAAUCAAAUUCCAGGCCAUAGCAGCAGAUCCAAAACAGUAGGCUUUUAGAUUGUCGUUGAGCUUCCUUAUUUUUCCUAGGACUUCCCACAAUUUAUCGAAGCUGAUACCAAAUGUUCUGUCGAGCAGUUCUGUGUCCACAAUGUUUCCGCACUUGUCAGACUUUAGUAGUAUCGAUGCUAUCGUGAGCACUAAAACCCCAUGAUAUAGUAUGUAGAGGUCGGUAUGAACCGAUCCAUUGAAUAGUUUGUUCUCAAAUUCGUACUCAACAAUGUUAUAGAGCUGUUUGGAACAGUUGAUGGAAGAAACAGCAAGCUGAAGAAUCGGAUCGUCUUUCGAGAUCUGAAUGGUUUUUCCACUGUUGACUGCUCGCAGUAUCAAUAAUAAGAAGGGAACCCCCACAUUGAUGUAGCAAUAGUGAUAUUCCAGGUGCAGGAAUAUUUGGGGAUACGACAGUUCUCCAAGCUUAGAAUUGAAAAUAUCUCCCAAAUUUUCGGGAAGACUUCUUCUCCAAGUUAGAAGUUUUUGUCUUAGUUGCACAGCUUUCUCUAUUGCGUCGGGAGAACUCAGGAUCAACGAGUUCUGGAGGUUGCAAGCCUUAAAUUUGAGAAACUGAUACAAAAUUUGGUGCAAUUUGGAUGAUUCGUAAAAACAAACGUUGCUUGUUAGCUGAUGUGAUUUAAAGUUAGCACUUAUCGUAACAUCAUCUAAAUCAAUAGAGCUUGAUCGUCCCAUUAUAUUGCUCAAGCGCACUUCAUUGUUAAAUAUCGUCCACCACAGUUCAGAAUAUUCCUUUUGUAGCCUAGGAACUUCUUGAUGAAAGACAUCUCUGUGAAUUCCAACUGAUGUUGCUUGAACCGCGGCUAUUUUAAACAAGUUGCAGGCUAAAUUUCUUUCCUCGACACUUUCUGAGACGAUGGCUAUCAGCACGAGCACUCUGAUUCCGAUUAUGCUGCACUUAACACUAAUCUGUCCAACUAUGUGAUCGCGAAAUGCUUUAUAAAUACUCAUAAGCCUGUCAUUGGUGUCGAGCUCUUUCUCUAUAAUGAACAGUUUACCAAGUAACCAAACCAGCAGCACGAGGAAACUUUGAAUCGAAGACAGAGUCUCACCUUGCCAUGAUUUCUGCACAAGUUCUUCAUACUCUGAUCUGCAGACACAUAUAAAGACAUUGUUGACGUUUUCGAAAAAUAUAUCUGCGUAGCGAACCGCUCCGGCUUUAUCAAUUAGUCCGGAAAUUGAAAAGUUCGAGCUCAGAGAUACUUGAGGAGAUUCCAGCAUAUUUGAGGCUGCUUGUGACCUAAAUUCGGGAUUUCUUGGUUUUUGGAUUAGCUCUAAUAUGUUGUGAUGGAUUGCAGGAGUGCCCAGCGAACCAAGCAGGCGCGGAUCACCGUUAUCAUCUUUAACGAUUUGUUCCUGUUGAAUAUCAACAUGGCCCAAACUGUCCACUAAGAAUGACUGUGUUGCGAGUUUUUGUUGCAUGAUACCAUCAACGUUCACUCCUACUGCUUUUGCAAGACCGAUAACGUCUGCGUCAGAUUCAAGUUCUAUGUUGGGGACAAGCUUCUUCAAAGUCUGAAGUAGAAUGCUUUCAAUAGGACCUGUUUUGUCAGAACUGAUGUUUGAGUUUCCUAGAAGUUGGCACUUGUAUCUUGAGGCAUACUGUUUCCGAUUAAUUAAACUUGUAUGACAAAUACUGUUUGAUUUGAUGCAUUCAGUACAGGCCUGCGCGACAUCUAGCGAAACCACGAUGUUGCCGUCCCCUUGGCGCACACACCUGCGCUUUUUCUGUUUGCACCGAUCGCAACUGAAAGAUGCUUUCUUACGUAGACUCG
Messenger RNA from Ogataea polymorpha, 3554 nucleotides. RefSeq lists its product as uncharacterized. Bases 1 to 1530 code for a protein of 509 amino acids. Lineage: Eukaryota; Fungi; Ascomycota; Pichiomycetes; Pichiales; Pichiaceae. The record is from RefSeq and is a predicted model, not a curated record. The transcript has a single exon. Gene Ontology annotation, molecular function: NADP binding; flavin adenine dinucleotide binding; N,N-dimethylaniline monooxygenase activity.